AGGGAGAAGGGGACAGAGACAGAGAAAGAAACAAAGACAGAGAGAGACAGGAAGACAGGAAGGAGAGAAAUAUAUAUUUGAAUAUUUGUUUUGUUGCUCUUACUAUUAUUGUUAUUGUUGGUAUCGUUAUUAUGAUUGUUACAAACAGCCACCCUUUGGCAAUGUUCAUUUAAAAUAUGCUAUGUCAGUAAAGCAUUUUGAAUUUGAAUUUGAACUUGAUUUUCAGAGAGAGAGCGAGAGAGUUUUUGAUGAAGCUCCAGUCGCAGUCUACGUCUGCAUUCCAAGCUAAGGAAGGUGGGGGGAGGAGAGAGAGAAAGAGAGAAAGAGAGAGAGAGAGAGAGGGAGAGAGAGAAAGAGGGAGGGAGGGGGAGAGUGACAGAGAGGGACUGCGAGACGGAGGAAGAGACCAAGGAAAGGAGAUAGUGAGAGAUAGGGAAAGAUAGGGAGAGAGAAAAAGCAAAAGGAAGCAUAAGAGAGAAAGAAGAAGAGAGCGAGAUAGAGAAAAGGAUUGAGAGAAAGUGAGCAAGAGGAAGGGAGAGAGAGGGAGAGAGAGAGAGAGGGAGAGAGAGAGAGAGGAGUCUGCUCCGGUGAUGUGAGUCGGGGGCUGUUCUUCAGCGGAGACGCGCGGAGUCUGCGGUUAGCGGCUUUCGCUCGGGGAACGAGGCGACCCUCCGCCGGGACUCCACUCUGCGCGCAGGACCCCCCCACCGCCACCGCCACCGCCACCGCACCCCCCCACCCUCCCUCCGUCCCGUUCGUCUGCCUGCACCUCCCUCUGCGUGGACGUCCAGACGCCCGCCCCCCAGCGCCCCCUCCCCCGCGCGAUCAUAGCGGAACAGGGGGUCUUUUUCAAAGGAGGGGGAGAAAAAAAAAUACACUGGACAAGAACCGUUUCGCCACCUGCUGGGAUUUCACUUAAAAAAGAACUUUGCUUUUUCUCCUUCCUCUUCUCCUGCUGAGAGUUUUUUUGGGGUGAUUAUUUUCGCUCUGCAAGGAAACUGUUUCUGUCUGAGGGAGAGAAAACUCUUUUUUUUUUUUUUGGUCCUCUUGGCUGAUAUUUUGAACGCACCUUCCCCAUCAGCAGAAAACUCUUUCAGCGUCCGUCCGGACUCCAGAGUGGAUUAUAAUCGCGUCUCCUCCUUUUCAUUUCUCUUGAAAUUGAAUUAAAGGAUUAUCCCCACCAUUCAUUUUCUUUUGUGGAACGGCAGACAGGAGAAGGAUGUCGGACCUUCGGUUUCUCCUCCGGGGCUCUGAAGGGAUUACGACGGGGGUCUGCCGCUUCAGAAUAAAAUGUCACGGAAAAAUUCCCCCCGCCAAUCAGCAUGGUAAAUCAUAGGGAGGGGAGAGAGAGUAAGUAUGCUGCCGCAGAUCGCCGCUUUCUUCCUCUAAGGCCAGCCGAACGAGGGUUGCGACGCGGCUGUUCGCUCGCGGGGUUUCGAGCGCUGAGGGGACUCGGAGCCGCCAGGAUCGGACCGGAUCGAAGGACGCGGACGUGAAAGUGUGUGACGCUCCGCGCGCGCGCGGCGGGAUUAAAAUAGUCGAGCGCAAAGAGCGGGGCUCACGCACCUUUCAGAGACAAGGCAAACAUUCAAGCAGGCAGUGUAUGUAUUAAUUGUACUCCGGGCAGUGCACAGAGUCCUGCUCUGUGUGCUUCUCUGCUUGUUUGCUUUUCGCUUUUGAAGCAGAGGAGUGAGUUACUGCCAUCUGUUCGCCCUUUUAAGUGGAGAUAGCCAGUCAUGAACUCGCCCAGGGACAAGAACCGUGAUCUAAUGUGCGUGAAGAUUACAGUCAUCUGAGGGAUCGUUGAUUUGCCUCAGACUCAUUAAAAGUUGCAGUUGAAAGCACCCCUCCCCCCCCCCGCCCCCUCCACAAACCCCAUUCCCUCCCCCGUUUGUUUUCUGCCCGUCCCCCCUCCUCCCCCCACCCCCGCUUGUCAGGAUGGUGCCCCCGCCGCCGGCGAACAAGCCCCACGUGUGCCUGUCCACCAUCUUGAUCAUGAGCAGCAUGGCGCUGAUGGACGCCUACCUGGUGGAGCAGAACCAGGGCCCGCGGAAGAUCGGCAUCUGCAUCAUGGUGCUGGUGGGCGACGUCUGCUUCCUCAUCGUCCUGCGCUACGUGGCGGUGUGGGUGGGCGCCGAGGUGCGGACCGCCAAGCGCGGCUACGCCAUGAUCCUCUGGUUCCUCUACGUCUUCGUCCUGGAGAUCAAGGUCUACUUCAUCUACCAGAACUACAAGGCGGACCGGCAGAGCUUGGACGCCGUGGCCCGCAAAGCCCUCACCUUGCUCCUCUCCAUCUUCGUGCCCGUCCUCUUCGUCAUCCUGGUGGCCAUCGACCACAUGGAGUACGUGCGCGCCUUCAAGAAGCGGGAGGAGAUCCGGAACCGCCUCUUCUGGGUGGUGGUGGACCUGCUGGACAUCCUGGACAUCCAGGCCAACCUGUGGGAGCCGCAGAAGAAAGGGCUCCCCCUGUGGGCCGAGGGACUGAUGUUCUUCUACUGCUACAUCCUGCUGCUGAUCCUGCCCUGCGUCUCCCUCAGCGAGAUCAGCAUGCAGGGCGUCAACAUCGUGCCCCACAAGAUGAUGCUCUACCCCAUCCUCAGCCUGGUCACCAUCAACAUCAUCACGCUCUUCAUCCGCGGCGGCAACAUGAUCUUCUACAAGGACAUGCGGGUGUCGGGCAUCCUGAUGGGCAAGAACGUGGUGGCCAUCAUCCUAAAGACGUGCAGCUUCGCGCAGUACCGGAGGCAGCUCCACAGCGCGCCGCCGGCCUUCGGCGUGGAGCUCCAGAAGAACUCGGUGCCCCUGGCGCGGCCCAUGGCCCUGCCCGUGCCCGCCCCGCCCCAGGUGGUGGUGCAGGACCUGACGGCGCUGCCCGAGGUGGCCACCUGCGACCACACGUAGCACAGGACGAACGUGAUUGUAUAAAAAAUUUAAUAAAAUUAAAACAUUUAUCAUUUUUCAAAAAAACGAACAUGGGAUUAUCAUGUUUAGCGAAUGCAGAAUAUGGAAUGCCACCACAGUGGGCACAGGAAAAGGACUGGCUCAAACAGGCUCCAUGUUAGCAGUACAAACCUGUGGUCCAAUGGUUUUUUAAAAAUGAAAGUGGUGUGGAGAAAUCCAAGAUUUGUGUGAUGUGUACGUGAGGGUGCUGUUAAUUCUUACUGUGGUCUGAUCUGCAUUGGUGACAGCGGUUCGAAAUCCAACUGUCACAAAAACCACGUACAAGUUGCAUUCCUACUUUUGUGAAAGGCACACUACCUACUUUUUAAAUGAAAACCACAGUGAUUUUUUUUAGAUGAUACCACGUAUUCUGAACUCUGUGCUCCACGUUGGGACCUGAACAGGAGAUAAUGUGAUUUCUCUUUUCUUUUUGGAUGAGGGGGGCUGCUUGUGCUGAUCAAGGCUCCUUUGCAGGAAAAGAAGACAAUGUAUUUUUUGAAACCAUACUGUGAAAAAAAAAGCCAACGGGUAUAUGAAUAUAUUUUUAUAUAAAUAUAACAUAUAAUUAAUGGUGUGUGGUGCAUUAUGACUUUGGGAAAGAAAAAAAUCAAACUGGAUGGUCGUGUGUCGUAACUUUCACUUUUUAAGUUCCUGACUUGCUUCUUUUGUAGUUGCCGUACCUUCCGGGUUAAAAUACUUCAGUUUAAAGAACCAACUGACACUGCUUUAUUUGAACAAAAAAAAAAAAAAACCUUUUCUUAACGAAAGUGUUUUAUAUGUGAUUCUUUGAUAAAGUACUGUGCGUACAUGAA
Molecule: messenger RNA, 3752 nt
Organism: Anguilla rostrata (American eel)
Lineage: Eukaryota; Metazoa; Chordata; Actinopteri; Anguilliformes; Anguillidae
Gene: tmem264
Product: transmembrane protein 264
Exons: 1
Coding region: 1939-2901 (320 amino acids)
Source: RefSeq, a predicted model, not a curated record